Messenger RNA from Penicillium nucicola, 2346 nucleotides. RefSeq lists its product as uncharacterized. Gene Ontology annotation, molecular function: DNA binding. The record is from RefSeq and is a predicted model, not a curated record. The transcript has 5 exons. Bases 1 to 2346 code for a protein of 781 amino acids. NCBI's taxonomy places the organism in Eukaryota, Fungi, Ascomycota, Eurotiomycetes, Eurotiales, Aspergillaceae.
AUGGAACCCACGCGAGAGGAGCGGCAGCAAAUGCGGCAGCGUGGAGCUGGGACGCGCAAAGCAAAGGAAGUGAAUUUCGGAUUCUCUUUCGGUGGUCUUGCGCCUGAGCCAUCAGCGCCUGCGCCGCUGGCUAUUGUCCCUCCAAUUCAACCACAAACACAACCCGCGACUACACCACCAUCACCCGAGGCAUCGACCCAAGCCGAGAAGCAAAAUGCGCGUACACCAGGAAGCGCGCGUAACAAACUCCCCGAGAGACCUUCAACAUACGAUAUUCCUUCAGACGACGGACCCGAACAAACGCGAAGUAGCAAACGGAGGAAGAUCAACCCAAUCGAAAAAAUACAGCAUACUCCCACUCGGCGAAAAAGAGCGCAACCCACGAAUGGCCACUCCGAACCCGCUGAUAACAGCGCAGGUAGCACUGAAAGCCAACUCAGCAAUGCACCCCAAAGCACCGACGCGACUACACAACAGGAACAACCCACCGGAAAUCCUGAAGAUCAAGUUACAUCUAUUUCGGGGCCUUCUAUUGACACCCAGCGGCCGGUUAUUGAGCCCUCGAGCGCUAAUGGUAUGAAACCAGUAAUCCUAACCGAUACUGAGCAGCUUGCUCAGAAUGACAAAUCGGAAAACGGCGUUACACGGGAUCUAGUAGCAGAAGGCAGCCAAGAGCGAAAUUCAUCACCCAAAGCAUCCUCAUCUGAGACUCAGUCUAGGGCCAAACAGCCAGAAAAGACGAAGAUACCACGUCCAAACCGGCAUAGAAGUCCAUCACCAAUCAAACCUUCCGAGAAGGUCCAAAGAGACAACAGAAAUAAGAGAGGUACUACAGAAACUCCUUCUCCAGCGGACCGUCUGGCCGAAAAGCCCACAGCGCCUCCACAAAGCAAGGCAUCGACAGAGCUUGCUGAAGCUAAUAAUGCUGAGGCUGAGACUGAGGCAGCUGAGGGCGCUCUGGAGUUCACGAGAAAUUCACCCGGGCAAGGCCAGCAAGCAUCUACAGAGCCUCUCCAGGCGACAAAGAAAGCGCGCGGCCGCCCACGCAAGUCGAUUGGCCCUCAGCCACCAGAAACUACAACGAAUACGACACUAGCAAUUGCACCCGAAAUACAAUCUGGACCGACAGCAGUACAAGCUGAGGCAUCAGCACAGCCCAAACGGCCUCGGGGGAGACCAUCUCUCAGUGGGAAGACCAAAGUCGCAGGACGUAUCAGGAAUUCACCUGAACUCGUACCAGAAUCAGCAGUGUCCAAACCGCAACGCAGCAGACCUAAGAAGUCCAAUCAUGAGGCCAGUCCCGAGCUCGAGGUUGAAGCGGAGACAGAAUCACCAGAAGCCGAUGAGCCUGUGGAAACCGCAGUUCCCAAACCACGUGGUAGACCUAGCAAGAAAGGGAAGCGCCCGGUGGAGCAUGAGUCUGAACCCGAACCCGAACCCAUCACAGAAGACCAACCAAGCUCUGAGGCAGCACCUAUAUCCAGGCCACGUGGCAGGCCUGCAAAGAUGGCGAAGCGUCCUGUGGAGCACGAGACAGAGCCCGAAGCUGAUGCCGAGGCCGAGCAAGAGCAAUCAGCAGUUGAGCCUACAGAGCAACCUCGCCGAAAAGCCCGUGGGCCCCGAGGAGAGAGCUUCCCUGUCACUGUUCAUCGUCUCGCCAAUGUUGUUGCUCUGGGCAGCAGGGUCGCUGCCGCAGCAGAUUCUGGAGACGAACAAGACUCCGCGGACGAGCUAUCAUCACGCCAGCGAACCAAGGUGCCCAACCGCGGCGGUGUCAAUCCUGCCGACGUAUUGGGCCAGAUAUGCCGUGAGACUCUAGAGAAGACCCUCAAUACACUCAAAGAUGGCAUUGCCAAUGAAGCAAAUGCUACACGGCGAGCCGAGUGGACACGCAAGAGAAAAGCCGUCGAGGCCUUUGGAUUUGAACUCGAGAGUCGUCUUAUGGAUCUCAGUGAGAUGCUGGACAGCAACUUUGUCCUCGGCGUGCAAUUGAAGAAAGCCAAGAAAGAAAUGAUGGAUCUACGCAGCCAUCUCUACCGAGUGAAAAAGGAACGAGAGGCCGUUGCUUUACAGAUGGACGCCGUGCGUGGUAAACACAUCGAAGAAGAGAAGACCAAAUCGUCACGGACCACCAUCAACAACUCCCUUCACAGUCUCGAUCUUGCCCUCGAGCGUAACAAGAGCCGCACUGCAGCUGUUGAAUCGACUACUGCAGAUCUCGAAUUCAUGCUCCGCACCGUUGCCAACGUCAGUGCGCGAGCCCCAGGAGCCCAAGGAGGCCUCCUCAACCAAAUCCGGGCAUUUAAUGCACAGCUUGAAGCUACUGCAAGCCGCUUAGAGCGAUAA